AUGAGUUCCCUGCUGGCGGACGCAGUCAUUUUCGCCCAAGGGCGUCCAAUUUUCGUCUCCGUUUGCGCCGUCGCUCUCUUUGUUACUAUUGUUACAUCACCAGGCAAGGUUGUUGGCAUGGCUAGAAUUCGAUACUGGCAUUCAGCAAAGUCCCUAGCAAUCAAGACGAAGGAUGGCAGAACUACGUCGCUCGCAAGCCUGUGCAAAUCUGCCGUUCGACCCUGUCAACUGAAUCCAUUCCUCUUCAAUGGCCAUCUUCAGACCAUAUGGACGGUUAUGUCACGGCAAUCCGUUCCCAUAUACUACAAGCGAUGGAUCUUUGAGAAUGAAGAGUCUACAUACACUGGACAGUUUGCUGUUGAUUUUGCUACCAAGCCCAACGACGCCCACGACCCGACGUUGCCCCCAAGAACGACCUAUUUCACAGAACAGGAAUUCAACGGCAUCAGCUCACUUGACAAUCGCCCAAUGCUUGUGAUGCUUCACGGCUUGAGUGGCGGAUCUCACGAGCUCUAUCUCCGGCAUGUUGUAGCUCCCCUUCUUGGAGAAGGUGGAUGGGAGGCAUGUGUGGUUAUUUCCAGAGGAUGUGCUAUGACGAAGGUAACAUCUAGCGUCAUGUACAAUGCGAGAGCUACGUGGGACGUGAGACAGACCGUGAAGUGGUUGAGAAAGACUUUUCCCAAUCGUCCGCUCUUUGGCAUUGGAUUCUCGCUCGGAGCGAACAUUCUCACAAAUUACCUUGGAGAGGAAGGCAGCAACUGUCCUUUGCAGGCUGCUGUUAUCAUUUCCAACCCGUGGGACCUGCACGCGGGCAGUCUUGCCUUGCAACGGACGUGGUUCAACCGGAACGCAUACUCCGCCACGAUGGGAAGCAGCAUGAAGCGACUUUUCGAGACUCAUAUCGACCAGAUAUCCACAAAUCCCAAGAUAGACGUCGAUGCUGUCCGCAAGAUCAAAUAUCUUCAUGAGUUUGACCGACAUGUUCAAGGUCCUACUUGGGGUUACCCAACAGAAGGAGCUUAUUAUCGUGAUGCAUCCUCGGUAGAUUCCCUGCUCGCCAUUCGAAUUCCCUUUCUCGCGAUUCAUGCGGAAGAUGAUCCAGUGACUGCGAGUGAGGCUCUGCCUCGACAAGAGGUCCAAACAACACCAUAUGGUGUAUUGUGUACAACAAGCACCGGUGGCCACCUAGGCUGGUUCGAACUCGGAGGCAAGAGGUGGUUUGCAAGGGUCACCACAGCAUUCUUCCAAACCAUGGCGCGAGACAUUGACCUCGAUGCCAUAUCCAGGACCGAUGCUGAUGAUGCACAAGUCGAGGGACAAAUCUCUCGGAAUAACCGCCACCCUCUCGUGCCUGUCUUCGAGCCCAUGCGGCGCAAGAUGCACAUCCCCAUAUAA
Messenger RNA from Exophiala spinifera, 1395 nucleotides. RefSeq lists its product as uncharacterized. Gene Ontology annotation, biological process: medium-chain fatty acid biosynthetic process; medium-chain fatty acid catabolic process. The record is from RefSeq and is a predicted model, not a curated record. Gene Ontology annotation, molecular function: acetylesterase activity; monoacylglycerol lipase activity. NCBI's taxonomy places the organism in Eukaryota, Fungi, Ascomycota, Eurotiomycetes, Chaetothyriales, Herpotrichiellaceae. The coding region runs from base 1 to 1395 and encodes 464 amino acids. The transcript is spliced from 6 exons.